AUGUCCACCGGCUCGCUCAGCGACGCGGAGGACCUGCAGGAGGUGGAGAUGCUGGACUGCGACGGGCUGAAGGCGGACUCGAGCAAGGAGCUCGGCGCGUCCAACGAGAGCACCGAGGAGAGCUCCACCUGCGAGGGGGGCUCUCCGCAGAAGGGCCGCGGCGGCCUGGGCAAGAGGCGCAAGGCGCCCCCCAAGAAGAGCCCGCUGGGCGGGGUGAGCCCGGAGGGGAAGCAGGUCCAGCGCAACGCGGCCAACGCGCGCGAGCGGGCCCGCAUGGCGUGCCUGAGCAAGGCCUUCUCCCGCCUCAAGACCACCCUGCCCUGGGUGCCCCCCGACACCAAGCUCUCCAAGCUGGACACGCUCCGCCUGGCGUCCAGCUACAAAUCGCCCACCUGAGGCAGAUCCCUGGCCAACGACAAGUACGAGAACGGCUACCUCCACCCGGUCAACCUGACGUGGCCCUUCAUGGUGGCCGGGAAACCUGACAGUGAGCUGAAAGAAGUGGUGGCAGCAAGCCGCUUGUGUGGAACCACGGCGUCCUGACCUUGGAGGUGCGAGUCUGGGAAAGAAAGGCGAGCUCCCGGGAGGAGCUGGUCCGGGGAAGAUGACCCCUGCCCGCCCG
Messenger RNA from Suncus etruscus (white-toothed pygmy shrew), 622 nucleotides. RefSeq names its product transcription factor 21 (gene TCF21). Gene Ontology annotation, biological process: developmental process; regulation of transcription by RNA polymerase II. The record is from RefSeq and is a predicted model, not a curated record. Gene Ontology annotation, molecular function: protein dimerization activity; RNA polymerase II transcription regulatory region sequence-specific DNA binding; DNA-binding transcription factor activity, RNA polymerase II-specific. Lineage: Eukaryota; Metazoa; Chordata; Mammalia; Eulipotyphla; Soricidae.